AUGAACCAUACAAAAGCCAUCUUGUCAACACAUCCUGAAACAGAAAGGACGACCAGAUGGAGAAAAGAGAUAAGCAGUACUUCCAGCUGGGUGCCGAAUGAGUCACUUCCACCUGGUCAUAAUGAAACAUGGCCGGUCUGGCGAACACUAAACAGAUUCAGGACAGGAAUAGGACGAACGAAAGAUAAUCUCAUAAAAUGGGGACUGCUAGAUAGCGCAGACACAUUGUGUCUAUGCGGAGAAGAACAGACAAUGUUACACAUCAUCAAAUGCACAGCUUGCUCUCAAACGUGCACCCCAGAAGACAUCCAAAAAGGCACAAACCAAGGAAUUAACGUGGCCCGCAUCUGGGCCGAAACAAUAUAA
Cinara cedri is the source of this 366-nucleotide messenger RNA. NCBI's taxonomy places the organism in Eukaryota, Metazoa, Arthropoda, Insecta, Hemiptera, Aphididae. The record is from the annotation of a GenBank genome assembly.